Trichosporon asahii var. asahii CBS 2479 is the source of this 1683-nucleotide messenger RNA. RefSeq lists its product as uncharacterized. The transcript has a single exon. Lineage: Eukaryota; Fungi; Basidiomycota; Tremellomycetes; Trichosporonales; Trichosporonaceae. The record is from RefSeq and is a predicted model, not a curated record. Bases 1 to 1683 code for a protein of 560 amino acids.
AUGUCUCCAUACAACAACAACAACGACAAAAGCUCACCAGCAUCGCCUCCCGCCAUGGCAACGCAUGGCAACGCUGAAUGUGACAGACCUUUGACACCCCGGGCCUCAACAGCCACCCCAGCCGUUUCCGACCCAGCAUGCGUUUCACCCCUCGACCGCGUCACCGUGCAAGACUUGAUCACCGGAGUUGUAAACAGCAUGGCCUCUGUCAUUCGAGACAGUGAGGCUCGAACAGCAGCACUGGUCGCGGAGGCGGUGGCGAACAGCCGCGCUGAGGCCGAGGCGAGAUCCGCCUUGUUUAUUGAGGAAACGGUGGCUGCGCGCGUCGCCGAGAUCGCCAAGUCCUCACCGAAUCACAAGGAAGACACCGUCAACGCCUACCAGCUUCAGACAGCCGUUUCUGAGGCCGAGCAGCGCAUGCAGUCAGCUCUUGCUGCACAGUGCGCCAAGGUCAACGACGUUGUCCGUGAGGAGACUCGGCAAAUUAUGGCUCGAGACAGGGAUUUGCUGGUAGAGGGUUGUUCGGCCCUGAGUGCCAGGGUUGACGUUCUGACCAGUAUCACCGACGACUCUCAAGGUCAUUUACGAGCUCUGCAAGCGUCGCUCGGCGACAUGCGCAGCCAGAUGAACGAUUUGCAAAGCUCACUUGGCGCCAUUCAGCAGAGACAGGAGAUUCUUGAAGCCAGGCAAAUGACCCUUCUCCGGGACCACGGGGCAUUGAAGACCGACCUUAGCUCAUUGAAAGCCGACCAGAAUUCGAAGAAAGCCGACAUCAAGGCAAUCAAGUCGAGGCAGGAGGCGUGUGAACAACAGCUGCAGGGCUUCGAAUCGAGGCUCCGGUCUCAGAAGAAAGAUAUGGUGGAGGUACAUAAGGCACAGAAACGCCUGGACAAACAGCCCGGAAUGGGCAGCAUCAAACUGAAAGAGCUCACCACAGCUCAGGAGGUUAUCCAGGGGAAGCACGAGGACAUGGUCAAAACGCAGCUCGAACUCCGCGAGUCCCUUGACGCGGUGGAGGAACGCGGCGCCGACUUCGACACCGCCAUUGCCUCUUUUAAGACCCAGCUGAUAGAUAUGAAGGACAGCUAUAGCGCUUUGAGGCAGCAGCACGCCCUGCUCAAGGAGGAGGUGCUCAGGCUGAAGUUGUUCCGGGUUCCGUUGUCCCAGCAAAGCCCGUGGGGAAGAACCCCGGACGGCGACUCGCUGGAAACCCUGCUGAAGAAUGAAUCACGGCUCGAGUCUGGCUUCAGCAAGAUGGUCAAGCGUCUGGACAAGCGUCUUCUGGCUCUCGAGAACGUUGGCGCCCCCGGUAUCUCACCCACCCUCGAUGCCCGUCUCGCCCAGCUUGGUGCAGAAAUCGAAUCGGUGCGCAACAGCAAGGAGAAGCUCGAGCUGGCUUUCCGCAAGGAUGUCAGGAAGCAGCAGAAGAGCCUUACCGUGAUCGACAAUCGCAUAGACACUCAGGACAGCCUCGCAUGGAAGAUACAGGUCAAGCUCAAGGCUCUGGCUCUGGCGGUCGCGCAUGACAUGGACCUGGACGACUUCAGCGCGGACGACUACCCUGACCUCCUCACCGAAUCCCGCCGCCUCGCUCGAUUCUCGAGAGAUCCACACGUCAGUAUCGAGGCAACAACGCAUGCGCGUUGGCUUGCUACGGAGAUUGAGCGACGUCGCUCCGGCUGA